AUGGCCCAUCAUUAUCAAGAUGCUAUGGCAAUUGUUCGCAUUUUGGGUCCGCUUGAUUUAUUUAUAACUUUCACUUGCAAUCCAAACUGGCCUGAGAUUGUAAAUGAGAUAUCUACACGUGGAAGUCGUCGCACUGAAGAUAGACCAGACAUUGUAGCACGUGUUUUCAAGAUCAAAUUGAAACAAAGGCUUCGCGAUUUGAAGGAUAACAAGAAAUUUUAUGUCAUUGAAUUUCAAAAGCGCGGACUUCCACAUGCGCAUAUUCUCAUAACAUUGGAACCAGAAGAUAAACCUAAGUGUUCAGAGGAUAUCGAUGUAAUUAUCUCUGCGGAAAUCCCUGACAAGGAUAUAGAUCCUUUGGCAUUUGAAACAAUUACCAAGAACAUGCUCCAUGGACCAUGUGGGCCAUGUUUAGUUGAUGGAAAGUGUUCAAAAAAUUUCCCGAAGAAAUUUUGUACUGAAAUCAGCUUUGAUGAUAAUGGCUUUGUGCAUUAUAGACGUAGACAACAUAGAGAGCCCAUCAUUGUUAAUGGAAGGGAGGUAGAUAAUCGUUGGGUGGUACCAUAUAAUAGAGAUCUAUGUGUUAAGUACAAUGCACACAUAAAUGUUGAGCGUGUUGCUGUGAGAAGUGUGGUAAAGUAUCUAUACAAGUAUGUUACUAAAGGUCAAGAUCGAGCAACGGUUGUCAUUGAAAACAAUUCAACCACACGACAUGGUCAAGAGGUACGAAAAGGAAACAGAGUGGAUGAGAUAAAACAGUACUUAGAUUGUCGAUAUGUAUCGGCCAUUGAAGCAUGCUGGAGAAUAUUUGAGUUUGAUUUGCAACAUCAAUAUCCUUCAAUGGAACUACUUCAGUUUCAUCUACCUGGUGAACAAUUUGUAGUUUUCAAUGAUAAUGAUGAUCUGCACAGAGUCCUUGAACGACCGAGAUUGCAACAAACCAUGUUAACUAUGUGGUUUCAAGCUAAUAAGGAUUUUCCAGAAGCAAAUCAAUACACUUACCAAAAUUUUCCUAUGGGAUUUACAUGGAAUCGUUCUACAAAAAGGUAG
This is a messenger RNA of Chenopodium quinoa (quinoa), 1050 nucleotides long. RefSeq lists its product as uncharacterized. The record is from RefSeq and is a predicted model, not a curated record. The coding region runs from base 1 to 1050 and encodes 349 amino acids. The transcript has 2 exons. Lineage: Eukaryota; Viridiplantae; Streptophyta; Magnoliopsida; Caryophyllales; Amaranthaceae.